Messenger RNA from Monascus purpureus, 1101 nucleotides. The record is from the annotation of a GenBank genome assembly. NCBI's taxonomy places the organism in Eukaryota, Fungi, Ascomycota, Eurotiomycetes, Eurotiales, Aspergillaceae.
CUUUAAACAGCUCUUGUCUUCUGGGCUGUGUAAUCCUACUUGGUUCUCUAGAACUCUAAAAAUGCCUCCCGAACGCCGGCAACCGCAGAAAAACAGACGUCUUCCAUUCAAUCCUCCGCGUCCUAGAACAUCCACUGCCAGCGUUGGACCUUCAACCACACCUAAAUCUAAUACGAAGGGCAAAGGUUAUGCGGGAAAAGGAUCAGCCUCGGUUUCCAAAGCCGGUACAUCUCGCAAAUCGACAGUCUCGCGUCAGAGGUCUCCAUCCGUGGAAGCAUCAUCAGUCUCAAGUUCAGUGUUAGAAUCAGUGUCGGAGUCCACAACUCGCCGUUCCCGAGAGAACUCUCUUUCCUCCGAAGAACCAAACUAUAUGCUCGCUGAGAUUAUCACUGAUAACAGAGAAGAUGUGGAUGUGAUGUCGAGCGAGCCUACCAUUCCCCCAAAACUACUGACAAGGCUGCUACAUCAUCAUUUCCAGAAUGAGAAGACCAAGAUUGGCAAGGAUGCGAAUGAGGUCGUGGCUAAGUACGUGGACAUCUUUGUGAGAGAGGCCUUGGCAAGAGCUGCGUAUGAAAGGAGUGAGAGCGAGGGUGGCGUGGGUGCAAAUGGGAAAAGGGCGGUUGGAGAUGGGUUCUUGGAGGUAUGGUUGCCCUUUUUCUUUUUUCUGGCUCACCGCGAGGAAACUUACAAAUAACAUGGUUGGUUACUAUGAAUCAGGUUGAAGAUCUCGAGAAAAUGGCUCCGCAGCUGGUUUUGGAUUUCUGAUUCCGGUCUAGCUUAAACCGGCAUGAUACCAAUCGUGAUUCUUGGAGUUACAAAGAGCUAUUACUCUAUGAACGCUUUUUUUCUGCGACUCCGUGGAGCCAAAUCUAUGCCAUACCUUGAACAUAUCGUCAAGGCCGGCUGUUUACAUGCUGCGUAUAUAUGAAUCCGCUUGUGUUAAGCUUUGGGGUUGUACCCACCCAUUUCUUCCCUUUCGGACUCGACAACUUUAACGAGUAUGCUCGGGGCCUUCUCGGUGAGUAGUCUGUUAGAGUUAUAUCCAAGGGUCCAUCAGUUUGCUAAUUUUGUCCUCUUGGCUAUAUGGAACCUAAUGCUCUA